AUGGGAAAUUGCUAUUACAACAUAGUGGCUACUGUGCUGUUGGUCAUGAAUUUCGAGAGGACAAGAUCAUUGCAGGAUUUCUGCAGUAACUGUUCAGCGGGUACUUUCUGUGGGAAAAACAAGCAUGAGCUUUGCACUCCUUGUCCUUCAAAUAGUUUCUCCAGCACAAGUGGACAAAAGGCCUGUGACGUAUGCAGGAAGUGUGAAGGUGUUUUCAGGACCAAGAAAGCGUGUUCCUCCACCAGCAAUGCAGAGUGUGAGUGUGUGCCGGGAUUCUACUGCCUGGGAGAAGGAUGUAACAUGUGUGAAGAGGACUGUAAACAAGGUCAAGAAUUAACAAAAGAGGGUUGUAAAGACUGUUCCUUUGGGACAUUUAAUGAUCGGGAACAUGGUGACUGUAAACCUUGGACAGACUGUUCUUUGGAUGGGAAGUCUGUCCUUGUGAAUGGGACGAAGGAAAGCGAUGUGGUAUGCGGACCGGCAUCAGCGGACUUCUCUCCAGGUGCAUCCUCCACCAUCACGCCUGCCCCUGGGGGAGAGCCAGGUCACACCACCGGGAUCAUUAUCUUCUUUCUUGCAUUGACGUCGACUGCAGUGCUGUUCUUGGCGUCCUUCGUGGUGCUCCGUUUCUCUGUGGUUAAACAGGGCAGAAAGAAGCUUCUGUAUAUAUUCAAACAACCAUUUAUGAGACCAGUACAAACAGCCCAAGAGGAAGAUGCCUGCAGUUGCCGGUUUCCAGAAGAAGAGGAAGGAGUGUGUGAACUGUGA
Lagenorhynchus albirostris (white-beaked dolphin) is the source of this 768-nucleotide messenger RNA. RefSeq names its product TNF receptor superfamily member 9 (gene TNFRSF9). Bases 1 to 768 code for a protein of 255 amino acids. Gene Ontology annotation, cellular component: external side of plasma membrane. Gene Ontology annotation, biological process: negative regulation of cell population proliferation; apoptotic process. Gene Ontology annotation, molecular function: cytokine binding; signaling receptor activity. The record is from RefSeq and is a predicted model, not a curated record. The transcript is spliced from 7 exons. NCBI's taxonomy places the organism in Eukaryota, Metazoa, Chordata, Mammalia, Artiodactyla, Delphinidae.